Molecule: messenger RNA, 513 nt
Organism: Metschnikowia bicuspidata var. bicuspidata NRRL YB-4993
Lineage: Eukaryota; Fungi; Ascomycota; Pichiomycetes; Serinales; Metschnikowiaceae
Exons: 1
Coding region: 1-513 (170 amino acids)
Source: RefSeq, a predicted model, not a curated record
AUGAGUUUUGUUCCCAAGAGAAAAAGAGACACCGAGCCUGACCAAAAAAAGCCCAAGGCGGCAUUUGGUGACAAAGAGCGAGAAAUGCUAAGCCAGAAUAACGAAUGGCCCAUGUACAACCACCCGGAUGGCGGCACAGUCAAAAUCACCCCGUGGGGUGCUCUAAGACAGUGGAUAGAUCCAGCCACGGGAUAUGCAAAAACGAAGUUUGAGGACGCGUCGUUCCAGGAAGUGUCGUUUGAAAUGUCGCCUUCAAACACCAACAACCAGUGCUACGAAUUGCCCACCACGCCUAUGUCCUUGCACACGUCGGCUUCUGGCUGCUCCUCGCCAGCAUACGGAGAUAAACUCAAUUUCAGCCCCACAAACGAGGCCGAGCUCUACGUGGUGGAAGGCUACGGCCAGCCUAGAGAAAGUGGGCAGAGACCCACGCAACAGUAUGCUCAGGAGCAAGAACAUUACUUGGGAAUGGAGGAAAGCGAGGACUUCUCCGACGACACGGCAAUGUGCUAG